Molecule: messenger RNA, 1047 nt
Organism: Caenorhabditis remanei
Lineage: Eukaryota; Metazoa; Nematoda; Chromadorea; Rhabditida; Rhabditidae
Exons: 6
Coding region: 1-1047 (348 amino acids)
Biological process (GO): regulation of transcription by RNA polymerase II
Cellular component (GO): nucleus
Molecular function (GO): nuclear receptor activity; RNA polymerase II cis-regulatory region sequence-specific DNA binding; zinc ion binding
Source: RefSeq, a predicted model, not a curated record
AUGCGCAAUACACCGUGCACAGGUACCGAGGUCACUUCUUCGUCUUCUCGAGAAGAUGAAGAUGGAGAAGAAGAAGACGUACACACAGACACACACACAACAUCUUCUUACUCUUCUACGUCUUCUUUAUUCCCAUUCUCUUUCCAAACACCGUCCAUCUUCCCUUCAAAACACUGUAAUUGUUAUGAGAAGAGCGGUGGUGGUGGUUUCGGAAUGGGGGAUAAAGUUGAGGAGAGCUGGUCUCGUGCGCUGCAACAAGCUCACAGUUAUCCAAUGCAAGCUGUCGAGCGAAAGAUAGUGGAUCCAACGCAGCUUCACAGCUUCCAGCACGUUGAAUCCACCUCUUUAUCGUCGCCCGAUGGAAAGAGCAAGGAGAAUAACGAGAGCUCGUCGUCAUCCACACCACCACCACCACCCCCACCACCACCACUCCGCCACAUCAAGUCCGAAGUCGAUUUCCGUUAUUCGCCGGAGCCGCCGAAGGGUGGCGCGAACUGUGGGGAUGUGCCACCGUACGCCAAGUUGCUCACUUGUGUCGUUGACCCCAAUCAAAUUGGUAAUAUGCACGGAAUGGUGCAUAUGAACGCGUUUCAACAGGCAAUGCAUCAUCAACAACAAAUGCAGCAGCAUCAUCAGAUGCAACAAGAGUCGAAACCGUUGUUGGUUUCAGCACAGAUAGAAGUGAUACCGUGUAAAGUGUGCGGUGACAAGUCGUCCGGUGUUCAUUAUGGUGUUAUCACGUGUGAAGGAUGCAAGGGAUUCUUCCGUCGCAGUCAAUCAUCGAUUGUCAAUUAUCAGUGUCCCCGACAGAAGAAUUGUAUUGUUGACAGAGUUAACCGUAACCGCUGCCAAUACUGUCGUCUGAAAAAGUGCAUCGAGUUGGGAAUGUCUCGAGACGCCGUGAAAUUCGGCAGAAUGUCGAAAAAGCAGAGGGAAAAAGUCGAGGAUGAGGUUCGAAUGCACAAACAGCUCGCCGAAGCAAGUGGACUCGGAGGGUAUCACAUCUAUGGCGACUACUCACCGCCACCAUCACACAGUUAUUGGUAG